UUGGAUCUUUUAAGAUUUCAGAGGAAAAAGUUUUGUGGGUCAUGAAAAUGGCACGAAUCUGAAUAUGAUAAAGCAAAGAAAGAAGCUGACAUCAACAGACCUCCCUUUACCUUCUCUUCUCCAUAAAUACCACAUGCUUCUUCCCUGAUUUUCUUCCUCACUCUCAAAAUCCCAUGAAAAUGACGACAUGAAUCCAACUCUUCGUCUCCUUAUUUGUUAAGAAACCUCGCUCAGUUUCAACGUAAAACAUUCUCAUUUUCCAGGGGAAGAAAAAUGAAGUUCUCUUCAACAACACCCAUUACCAUUCCCUUCGUAUUCUUUUUUUUCUUCUUCUUCUUCUUUAAAGGUUCUUUAGCAGCAAACGUGACUUAUGACCGUCGCUCUCUUAUUAUUGAUGGGCAACGGAAGCUUCUCAUUUCAGCUUCCAUUCAUUACCCUCGUAGUGUUCCUGGAAUGUGGCCGGGACUGGUAAAAACAGCAAAAGAAGGAGGUAUUGAUGUCAUUGAAUCUUAUGUUUUUUGGAAUGGCCAUGAGCUUUCCCCAGGCAAAUAUUAUUUUGGUGGGCGAUACGAUCUAGUCAAAUUUGUGAAGAUCGUUCAGCAGGCUGGAAUGUAUAUGAUUCUUCGAAUUGGUCCAUUUGUUGCAGCUGAAUGGAAUUAUGGAGGGGUACCGGUUUGGCUACAUUAUGUGCCAGGCACUACCUUCAGGACCAAUAGUGAGCCAUUCAAGUACCAUAUGCAGAAGUUCAUGACAGUCAUAGUGAAUUUAAUGAAGCAAGAAAAGCUUUUUGCAUCACAGGGAGGUCCCAUAAUCUUGGCCCAGGUUGAAAAUGAAUAUGGAGACAUAGAAAGAGUCUAUGGAGAGGGAGGAAAGCCAUAUGCCAUGUGGGCUGCUAGCAUGGCUGUUUCACAAAAUAUAGGUGUACCUUGGAUAAUGUGUCAACAGUAUGAUGCUCCUGAUCCUGUGAUCAAUACUUGUAACUCUUUUUACUGUGAUCAAUUCCAACCUAAUUCCCCGAACAAGCCUAAAAUUUGGACUGAGAACUGGCCUGGAUGGUUUAAAACUUUUGGGGCCAGAGAUCCUCAUAGACCGCCAGAAGAUAUUGCUUUCGCUGUUGCUCGAUUUUUUCAGAAGGGUGGCAGUGUGCAAAAUUAUUACAUGUAUCAUGGUGGAACAAAUUUCGGCCGCACAUCAGGUGGACCGUUCAUUACAACGAGUUAUGACUAUGAGGCACCUAUUGAUGAAUAUGGCUUACCUCGGCUUCCAAAAUGGGGACACCUUAAAGAACUCCAUAGAGCUAUAAAGUUAUGUGAGCAUGCGUUGUUGAAUGGGGAGCCGACUAAUUUGUCACUAGGUCCUUCCUUAGAGGCCGAUGUCUAUACUGAUUCUUCCGGAGCAUGUGCUGCCUUUCUUGCUAACACAGAUGAUAAAAAUGACAAGACUGUUGAAUUCCGGAAUGUGUCAUAUCAACUGCCUGCAUGGUCAGUCAGCAUUCUCCCUGACUGCAAGAACGUCGUAUUCAACACUGCUAAGGUCGGUUCCCACACCUCUAAAGUUGAAAUGGUACCCGAGAAUUUGCAGCCAUCAAUGGCCUCACUGGAUCAAGGAUUGGAACGUCUUCAAUGGCAAGUGUUUAAGGAAAAUGCUGGGAUUUGGGAAGUAGCAGACUUUGUCAAAAAAGGUCUUGUGGAUCAUAUAAAUACAACCAAGGAUACUACUGACUACCUCUGGUAUACAACAAGUUUACAUGUCAGUGAAGAUGAAGAGUUCUUGAAGAAAGGAAGCAGCCCAGUUCUUCUGAUUGAGUCAAAGGGUCACGCUCUCCAUGUCUUUGUGAAUCAGGAACUUCAAGGUAGUGCAUCUGGAAAUGGAUCCCAUUUUGCCUACAAUUUUAAAGGUCCUAUUUCUCUCAAGGCUGGAAAGAAUGAUAUUGCAUUGUUAAGCAUGACUGUUGGUCUACAGAAUGCAGGACCAUUUUAUGAAUGGUGGGGAGCAGGACUAACUAAUGUCAAGAUAAUGGGGUUCAAUAAUGGGACAUUGGAUUUGUCUUCGAGUAGUUGGUCCUACAAGAUUGGAUUGCAAGGAGAGAAGCUUGGUAUAUACAAGCCAGAUGGUUCGGCUGCUGUAAAUUGGACAUCUACCUCAGAACCCCCAAAAAACCAGCCUUUGACGUGGUACAAGGCUGUUGUGGACUCACCAGCUGGAGAUGAACCAGUCGGGUUGGAUAUGCUUCACAUGGGAAAAGGCCUAGCUUGGUUGAACGGAGAAGAAAUUGGAAGAUACUGGCCUAGGAAAAGUUCUGUACAUGAUAAGUGCGUUCAAGAAUGUGAUUAUAGAGGCAAAUUCUUCCCAGACAAAUGCUUAACUGGAUGUGGAAAGCCAACACAAAGAUGGUAUCAUGUCCCACGAUCUUGGUUCAAGCCGUCAGGAAAUGUUCUUGUGAUCUUUGAGGAGAAGGGUGGGGAUCCAACAAAAAUUCAAUUUUCUAAACGGAUAUUCUCUGGUGUAUGUUCUUCCAUUGCAGAGGAUUAUCCAUUGGUUGAACAUGAGUUCCCUAGUGAAAAUGGAAAAGGAGAUAACAAUGUGGCAACUGUCCUCUUGAAGUGUCCCAAGAAUACCCAUAUAUCCAAUGUGAAAUUUGCUAGCUUUGGAACUCCUACUGGAACAUGUGGAUCCUACAGCAAAGGAGAUUGUCACGAUCCUAAUUCCAGUUCUGUGGUUGAGAAGGUCUGUUUGGGUAAAACCGAAUGUGCCAUAGAACUAUCAGAAGAAAAUUUUGGUAAGGAUUUGUGUCCUGGCAUAACUAAAAAACUUGCAGUUGAAGCAUCUUGCAGUUGAAGUUGCGAAUUUCCGGGUUCCAGCAGAAAAGCAGGUUCGUGUGAACACGGAACAUAGAUUUUGCUGCUUCGCAACCGAGUGGAAGAGGAGAGAAAAGCUUCCUUUUUUUUUUAAUUUCGAUUUAGUCCCCAGUAAACCUAUUUUAUUUACAUAGCAGGAAAUACUGCUCUUAUUCAUCUUCAGCUAUUUUAAGGUGCUACAAAGAAUGGACUGGCAUUGAGUCAAAUAAUUCAAUUCCAAAUGAAAAAGUUGAUUAAUAUAAAGUGAGUGAUAUUACCUCCAAA
Messenger RNA from Carica papaya (papaya), 3122 nucleotides. It is a transcript of the gene BGAL10, whose product is annotated as beta-galactosidase 10. Gene Ontology annotation, biological process: carbohydrate metabolic process. The record is from RefSeq and is a predicted model, not a curated record. NCBI's taxonomy places the organism in Eukaryota, Viridiplantae, Streptophyta, Magnoliopsida, Brassicales, Caricaceae. Gene Ontology annotation, molecular function: carbohydrate binding; hydrolase activity, hydrolyzing O-glycosyl compounds.